AUGUGUAUAUUGCUCUCAAAAUACCCUUUAAAUAAGGAAGAAAAUGCUUUGAAUAAUAAUCCAACUGAUUUUGUAUAUGGAAAGAGUCAAGAUAAUAUCUACCAUAAAUUACAUCAAGUCGAUGUUAGUCCUAUCACUAAUGCAUUCCUUAGCAAACCAAGUCCAUUCUUAAUUCCAAAAGCUAAAGAAUCUCGUGCUGUGUUAUUGUCGUUUCCAAAUCAGCCUACAAUUCCAUUUGAUUUCACUCAUAAAAAUGCUUAUAAGAGAGCUAGUGCUUCUGUCAAACCAUUAAUUCUCACGAAAAUCCCUUUACCUAAAACUAAGUACUCAGAUGAAACAGCUGCUCAGAGUUUUACAGUUGUUGGUGAAUUUAGUGGUUUAUUACAUAGCACGGAUUCCAACAAGACAUUUCGUAAUAUAUAUUAUAAAUUAGAAGAUUUUAUUCUUAGUAUGACAUCUUUAACUUGUUUAGAAAGUUCUGUGGCUGUUCCUAAAUUUGAUCCUCCUUUUAAAUUUCUCGUUACGAAACAAAAUCUGGAACAUAAUGACGAAGAAUUGACUCUUGGAAAAUUGAAAGAAAAUAAUUCCCAUAUUUCAUUUGACAUCAAAUCUGAAGAAGAAGUUUCGUAUGAUCUUGAUGAAACAACUAAUAAUGCCAUCAAUAAUUUGGUUGCAAUGAUGCUGCUUUCCUGUGAUGGUAUUAUGAGUGAAAUCACAAAGGAAGAAAUUUCCCCUUUUGGAGAAGGUUACUUUGCACAUAACAAAGUAAUUCCAAAGCCAAAAUUAAAUGAAGACUUAUUUGAAGAAAUCGUUGAAGAUGAUCUUGAAAAUGAACCAGACUCAUUAAUUAAGACGAUUUUUAUUAAUUUUACUUUUGGGGUAUUUGCAGCACCGUAUGCGUUGGGAUUUUUAAAUCCUUUCCAAUAUUCUGUUACAAAAUUAAACUUGCAAUGUAAUAUUGAUGCAUUAAUAACAGAAAAUGCAACGAAUGAUUAUUUAGAUAUUUCCUUUGACAUCAAAUCUGAAGGAAAAGUUUCGUAUGAUCUUGAUGAAACAACUAAUAAUGCCAUCAAUAAUUUGGUUGAAAUGAUGCAACUUUCCAGUGAUGGUAUUAUGAUAAUUCCAAAGCCAAAAUUAAAUGAAGACUUAUUUGAAGAAAUCAUUGAAGAUGAUUUUGAAAAUGAACCAGACUCAUUACUUAAGAUGAUUUUCAUUAAUUUUACUUUUGGGAUGUUAUUAACCCAAGUUGUGUUAUUGGCGUUUACUUCUAAGGGGAACACAUAUACAUCGACUUCUGCUACUUCAUCAAGAGAAAAUAAUCAUGGGGAUGCGAUAAAGGAAUUGUCGGACAAUAUCAUGAAAGAAUUUCUCUCUGAAAGCUUACAACUAAGCGAUAUCCGAUACGGAUAUUUUGAUAUGGAUAAAACUGUCCCAACAACACAAUGUGUUAUGGACGAAGCCGAUAUGGAUACUGAUAUGCCACCAGAACCAAAUACAUUAUCAAAAGGAAUUCUGUUAAUGCUUAGUUUUGGCUUCUUAUGUUUUACUUCAUUCGUGCAUUAUCAAAAUUCAGAUUUUGAAGAACAUACUCCUACAUUCAAUGAUCGAGUGGGAAUACAAGAGUUUGUUGAUCAAGGAAUUUCUUCUAUGGUAAACAGUCACGUAAACGUGAUGAAUGAAUCAUCUGAAAAUAUAAUGAGAGAAUUCCUUCCUGUUGGAUUCCAAAUUGACUCUGAUGUGACUCCAUCAGGUCACGGAUACUUUGAAUUUGAUAAAAUAAUUCCCAAGUAUGAAUACAAUAGUGCUUUAUUUGAGGUCGUUGAAGAUAAAUAUUAUGAAACAGACCCCAUAAGCUUACUAGAUAACAUCCGUUUCCAGCUCACUAUUGGUAAUUAUCUCUUAAGUGAACUAAAAGAAAUUUUGAUAAUUAUGUUCCAAUUUACGGAUGAACAAUUAGUUAAGUUCUUUUCAUUUGUUAUUUAUAUUAUUUCGAUUUUAGCUAGUAUUUUUGUUGCUUAUAUUAUUAUAGUGCCAGCUAGUGGAUCAAAACUAUUAGUCUAG
Messenger RNA from Scheffersomyces coipomensis, 2061 nucleotides. RefSeq lists its product as uncharacterized. The record is from RefSeq and is a predicted model, not a curated record. Bases 1 to 2061 code for a protein of 686 amino acids. NCBI's taxonomy places the organism in Eukaryota, Fungi, Ascomycota, Pichiomycetes, Serinales, Debaryomycetaceae. The transcript is spliced from 7 exons.